AUGGACGCGCGGAAGGCGGUAGCCGCGCGCGCGCGCCGGGCGAAGCGCCGCCGCGUCGUCGCGCUCGCGGUGCUCGUCGCGUCGAUCGUCGCGCUCGCGUCGUUCGCGCUCUCGGGCUAUCGCGCGCGCGCGACGCCGUCGCAGCGGACGCGCGACGAUGACAUCGACAUCGACGACGCCGCGCGCUCGCGCUCGCGUCCGUCCCCGCCGACGCCGCCGUUCGCGCGCCGGCGACGCGAAGAAGAAGAGCCCCGCGCGCCGAAGAAGAAGAAGAAGAAGAAGGCGACGACCGCGACGCCGCCGCCGCGGGCCCCGCGCGUCGUCGUGGACGCGCGCGAUUACCCCGACGCCGUCGCGCUCGCGACGCUCGUCCGCGACGAGGUGUCGCCGUCGCCGUCCAUCGCGCGCGGAUCCCUCGUCGUCCUGACGUUCGCGGACCGCAAGAUGCUCCCGCUCGCGAUCAACUUCGUGACGCACUUGUCCGAGCUCGCGGAGGACGGCGUCCCGCACGUCGUCGGCGCGCUCGACGCGACGUCGCGCGCCGCGCUGUCGGCGUCUCGCGCGAAAUGCGGAUUCGUGUACACCCCCGACGCGUUCGGCGAAGGGUCCGGGUCUUCUUCCUCGCUCGACGGGUCGUCGUCGCACAGCAGCGGGAACUGGAAAGCGUUCGCGCGCGUGAGGAUCGGCGAGGCGCGCGCGCUGCUCUCGAUGGGGUUCGACGUGUUGAUGUCCGACGUCGACGUCGUGUGGCGGCGAGACCCGCGGCCGUUCUUCUCGCGUCGUCGCGACGACGACGGCGACGACGGCGACGGCGGUGACGACGGCGACUACGACGCCUCCCUCGCGUCCGCGGACGUCAUGGUCUCGAGCGAUAACCUCUCCCCGCGCCGCGACUUCGAGCAAGGCGCGACGUACGCCGCGCGCGGAACGUUCAACACCGGCAUCGUGUUCGCGCGGCGCACGCCCGCGGGCGAGAGAUUCGCGGCGGCGUGGUACGAACGUUUGGCGAGGCCGACGGGGCGGUUCGCGUCUCUGACGUCGGACCAGCAGGUGUUCAACGCGAUGGUCCGCGCGGAGGGUCGGUGGCCGGGGAUCGAGCCGGCGAGGGCGUUGAUCGCUGAGGGAGGCGGCGGAAUAGGCGGCGCGCCGAGGGUGUUGAACGCGAGCCUCGGCGGCGGCGGCGGCGCGGACGGAGACGGAGACGCGUCGUCGUUCAGGCGCCUCGCGGCGUUGCGCGACGCGUCGGCCAUCGCGCGCGUCCUCAACCGCACGCUCGCGAUCCCCGCGAUGCGAUGCCACUGCGACAAGGUCUGGGGCGGGCACGAUAACAUCUUCGCGCACCGGUGUCGCUACCCCGGCAGCGAGGACGGCGAUCACGUCCCCGGGAGGUGCCCGAUGGACCACCUCGUCUCGCCGUCGGCGCUUCGCGACGCGGGGAUUCGAUUCGUCGCCGAGGCGGAGUUACGGCGGAUUCCCUCCGUCGCGUCGCGCGUCGACGCGCCGGGCGGCGAGGUCGAGGUGAUCGUCGCGGACGACGACGCGGACGCCGUGCGCGCGGGGAUGAGCGAUUCGAUCGCGAGUCUCGUCGCGGUGCUGCCCGCGGGCGCGGACGCGGCGACGACGACGCGCGUCCUCGGGAGCGGCGGCGGCGGCGGCGGCGGCGACGCCGCCUCCGCGGCGUCGCGCGCGACACUCCUGCGACUGUCCACCGUGCGGGGCGGGACGUUCGGCGGGUUCAACGACGCGGCCGAGGCCGCGGCGUUCAACGCGAAGGUCACGAGGGGCGCGCUGGGGAGGGACACGCCGGAGUGGUGCGGCGAGUGUCACCCGAACGGCUGCGCGGCGUUGAUUCCGGCUGAGGUGCUGAAGCGAGGCGCAGCGAGGAUACGAAUCGCCGCGACGUCGGACGCGACGACGCGACGGCUCGUCUUCCCGCCGCGCCCGCGCACAUCCCCGCGCGCUUCGACCGACGCCCCCCCCCUCUCCCCUCCUUCGAGAGCGCGCAUGGACGACGCGGACUUGCGGCGCGUGAACCUCCUCGAGUGCCUCGAGGAGGAGCGCCCCGCGCUCGCGUCGCUGCUCCCGCCCGAGUCGGUCCUGAGCACCUGGAGCGACGACGAGCUGCGCGCCUUCUUCGCGAGCGACGGCGCGAGACGACCGGAGAAGCGCGACGCGUCCGUCGCCGGCGGUGCGAGGGACGCGCGCUUCAUGAGCUCGGAGGACGAGCUCGCGGCCGCGCGGUCGGGGGCGAUGAACGUGGACAUCACGCGCCCGGAGUACAGCGCGGCGCGGUACCGAGAGGUCGCGUUCGCGCGCGGGAUCCCGUUCCGCCGCAACGGCCUGUUCCCCCUGAACGACCCCGCGCUGUCGAAGCUGUCGAACGAUCCGCGGCUGAAACCGCUGCAGAAACACUUCCCGAUAGAUCACCCGCCGUUCUACGAGUGCGUCGGCGGAUGCUGGGCCACGGGCGACGACGCCGCCGCGUCCGGGCUCGACCUGCGGUACUUCUACGACGACGUCAACAAGUCGCUCUCCGCGGUCUGCGCGACGACGUCGCUCACGGCGAAGAUCAAGAAGCCCGUGGAGCUUCACACGACGUACGUCAUCGAGUGCGUCGUGAAGCCCGUGCCCGGGUCGGGGAAGUCCGCGCUCGACGAGUCCGCGUUGCGCGUGCUCGUGGAGGCGACGAUGAGAGACGCGGAGACGAACGCGGUGGUCGCGACGUGCGAGGCGACGCUGGCGAACAUCUCCGCGUUCAACCGCGCGCGGCGAUGA
This is a messenger RNA of Micromonas pusilla CCMP1545, 2775 nucleotides long. RefSeq names its product glycosyltransferase family 77 protein. Gene Ontology annotation, molecular function: arabinosyltransferase activity. Gene Ontology annotation, biological process: cell wall pectin biosynthetic process. The transcript is spliced from 5 exons. The record is from RefSeq and is a predicted model, not a curated record. Gene Ontology annotation, cellular component: Golgi apparatus. Bases 1 to 2775 code for a protein of 924 amino acids. Lineage: Eukaryota; Viridiplantae; Chlorophyta; Mamiellophyceae; Mamiellales; Mamiellaceae.